AAUUAUGGCCUCUCUGACCCAAUAUUCUGUAGGAGCUUGCCUCACACCAAACAAGAGCUUCAACCUCAACACAUUGUUUUUUGUUUUUCCACAAGCACUCAAUGCAACAAGUCAUAUCAGAAACCAGAAGACCCAAUUGUCAUUAAGUGGGAAAAAGCUGCAGCAAAAAUUAUUUUCAAAUAUUGUUGGGAAAAAUUGCAAAUAUGAGAAAUGGAGAGUUUUUGGCAGUGAUGAUGGAUCUUGUGGGAUUGCACCUCUUCCACUCCCACCUUCUGUGUUGGAGGCAGUUCAAGAUUUCUACAAGGCCAUCAAUGCCAAGGACAUACAAGCUCUAGAGCAACUUCUGGCUGAUGACUGCCAUUAUCAAGACCUUGUCUUUUAUGUUCCUUUUGUAGGAAAAGAGGCGAUCGUGCAUUUUCUUACCAAGGUGAUGGAUGCAAUGGGAUCCAAUAUUCAUUUUGUCCUUGAUGCUGCGACUGAAGGUGGAAACUUGACUGCCAGUGUAAUUUGGCAUCUUGAGUGGAAAGACAAAGAAAUACCCUUUGCCACUGGUUGCACAUUCCUUGAAUAUGAACAAGUUGAAGGAGAGCUCUUUCUUAGGAAAGCAACUGGCAUGGAAGAACUUCCAUUCAAACCAGGUGAUUUCGUACUGAAACUUUUAAAGUCAGCAAGUACCUUCUUCGAUCUCUAUCCAAUGGCGGCUGAAGCGUUGUUGCUGAAGUCUCAUGGAAGUGGCCCGCAUGAAGGAUUAGAUACACUUUUAGACAAGCUUCGGGGUAGACACUGAACAUGAAUUUCUCAACUUCUGCGGUUCUACCAAGCCACAUUUUAUUUACAUGCCUUCUCUGAUAUAAUGGUGGAGAUUUAAGUCUCAUUUAUUUACAACCAAUA
Messenger RNA from Prunus dulcis (almond), 891 nucleotides. RefSeq lists its product as uncharacterized. The record is from RefSeq and is a predicted model, not a curated record. The coding region runs from base 5 to 787 and encodes 260 amino acids. NCBI's taxonomy places the organism in Eukaryota, Viridiplantae, Streptophyta, Magnoliopsida, Rosales, Rosaceae. The transcript is spliced from 6 exons.